CGCUCGAUUACGUAUUAAUAAUAUUUACAAUAAAAAAGUAGAAAGUAAUUUACAAUUUUCGCUCCAAUUUAGGAAAAAAUUGAAAAGCAGGUUUGAUCUGCGAUUGACCUCGUUGAAUCACAGGUUUCAGCUGGUUGAAAAUAGUAGAUUAGGAGCAUAAUGUUAAACUCGGGGAAUAGUAAUUUAAGCCGUGGAAGUGCCGCAAUAUCAUCCGAUAUUCCACCUUUGACGCAAUGCUUGCCUUUGGAGCAAAUUACAUUAGGCAAUCAAAAGUUCACUCGUUCCGGAGAGGUAAGAAGGAUUUUGGGUGUUCCCCUUGGAAGUGCGUCGAAUGAUUAUUCUUUUGGAGCUCCCCAUCCUAAGCCUCAACCUCCGGUGGCAACAGAGAAGAUAAAACACGCUAAAGAAAUUGUGCAAGAUGGACAUAGACAGGCCUGGGAUCGGAGAAAAAUGUUUGGUGAUUAUGUGUUCAGAGUGGACAAGUAUGAGGAAGCCUUGAAUUCAAAGAAGCGACAGAGAAGUGAACUUUCAUUAAACGAGAGGUUAAAUGGAGCAAGUUUAACAAACAUGGGGAGUCAGAUUCACAGAAACAGUCGUGAUAUUAUGACUCAAAGGUUGGAGAACAGAGCGAAGAGUGUUGGACUGAAUAAGCGGGUCCGUACAACAGUACCUGAUGUGCGGGCAGAUGGUAGAUCAAACCUUGUUUCGAGACAGCAGUUGGUCACGGACAAGGGUGUAGAUAUACAUCAAGAUUCUGGUGGAGGUGCAGUUCGAUUUGAAGAAAAAAUCCGUAGAUUGCCUGCUGGAGGCGAAGGAUGGGAUACAAAAAAUAAGAAAAAGCGCUCUGUUGGAGUUGUAGGUACUAGAAUUAUUAAUGCUGACCGAGAAGUCAAACGAUCAAUGCCUCCAAAGAUCAGUGCUGAGUCCAAGCUACGUUCUUGUGACACUCAGGGUUUCAGGUCAAAAUCUUCAUCUGGUGUUGGCGGUAUCAGUGAGUUGAAUGGUUCUCUAGAGCCUAGUGGUUCAGAUACCAGUACAGUGCUCAGGAAUGAAAUGGAUUCUGGAACUUCUCCAAGAGACAGAUUGGCCCUCUUAGAGCAGAAGGCUGUGACAAAAGGAAGAAAUAAGUCAAAUGUUAACGAAGACAAUUUACCAAGCAGUCCUAGUACAGUGAUAAAAGCAAAAGUUUCUCGUGCACCGCGGACUGGCUCCAUCAUGAUGCUAGAUUCAUCGCUUAAAGUUCAGUCCUCACCUAUUUCUCUUCAAGGUUCUACUUCCAUGGCUCAAUGGGUUGGUCAGAGGCCUAAAAACUCACGUGCAAGGAGAUCAAAUAUAGUCGCUCCAGUUUCAGGCCAUGUUGAAGCUCAAAUUUCAUCUCAAGGCUUUCCAACCUAUGAGUUUAGUGCCAGAACUUCUAGUGGAACCAAUGGAUUUCUAGCUGCCAACAGUAUAAACGAUCACAGUCCCAAAUUUAAAAGAGAAAUUGACAUUGGGCUAUCUGAAAGUGAAGAUUCAGGUGCAGGGGAGAGUAAAACAAAAGAAAGGGGAACAAAUAGUGGUGAAGUUGCUCCAGCAUCAUCUCAGAAAGGUGGGGCUUUCCUUUUGCCUUCUAGGAAAAGUAAGUUACCUACUAAUGAAAUUGGAGAUGGAGUUCGAAGACAAGGAAGAAGCGGAAGGGGUCAAUCUCUAGCAAGGCCAGGUAUUCAUGCAGUAAGAGAUAAAUUAGAGAGUCUACCAACAGGAAAGCCUCUUCAGAGUGUGAAAGCUGUUUCUGAUAAGAAUAAAAGCAAAACUGGUCGUCCCCCUUUCAAAAAGUUGAAAGAUCGAAAGUCUUCAGCUCGUAUCAUACCAGUACUCAAUAGUGGAUCUUUAGAUUAUACAGGUGAAUCUGAGGAUGAUCGUGAGGAACUAUUUAUGGCUGCCAAUUCUGCUAGGGAUGCAUGCAAUCUAGCCAAUUGUGGCCCAUUUUGGAAGAAAAUGGAUUCUAUGUUUUCUUCUUUGAGCUCAGAAGACUUGUCCUUUCUAAAGCAACAGUUAAGAUUUGCUGAGGAGCUUGAUGAGAGUUUGUCUCAGAUGCUGGGGGGUGAAUGCACCUUUUUGGGUGUUCUUGUGCGUAAGGAAUUACCUGAUUAUUGCGGUGAGAGACAGGAUGAUGACUCUAAUCACGAAUCAGUUAAGAAAUUUUCUCUAUAUGGAAAACUGGAAAUGGGAAGAUUGGAGAAGGGUGCUCCACUAUACCAGAGAGUUCUUUCUGCUUUAAUUGAAGAAGAUGAAAGUGAAGAGUAUUACAUCCACUGUGAAGGGAAGAAUAUUCCACUUCACUAUGCUAGUGAUGAUUCUCAUUGUGAUUCCUGUAAUCUGAUUGAUAUUGAUCCCAAAGAUAGAGAUAGGAUGGAAUCUGAAGUUGAAUCAACAGUGGACUUUCAGACGCACAUGAAUUCUUUCUUGGACAGAAUUUCAUGUGACAAAAGUACUGUAUCUAACACAAAUAGGAACCCAAGCAUGUCUAGUUCUUUACAUAGCAAUGAACGGUGGCCAGGAGAUGAUGAUUUUUCUCAUUCCGAUUUUGGGCAUACUGGUGAAAUAUGCUCAAAUGAUCUCAAUCAGCUGCAAAUAAGGGAAUCAAUCGCAUCUGGCUUCCCUUCUGAUGAUCAGAAAUAUCAGCUGAUGUCUCUUGAUGAUAAGGUUCUGCUGGAGUUGCAAAGUAUUGGUCUUUGUCCAGAAAUAUUGCCUGAUUUGGUAGAGAGAGAGGAAGUGAUUAAUCAAGAUAUAAUGUCACUCAAGGAAGGCCUGUACCAGCAGAUUGGAAGGAAGAAAAGGAAGUUAGGGAGAAUAGAAAAGGCAAUUCUGAAAGGAAAAGAAGUGGAAAGAAGGAACGUUGAGCAGGUUGCCAUGGAUCAACUUAUUGAGCUGGCUUAUAGAAAACGACUGGCUUGUCGUCGUAAUAAUGCCUCCAAAAAUGCAGUCAGCAAGGUUUCAAGACAAGUUGCCCUAGCAUUUAUAAAGCACACUCUUGCCAGAUGUAGAAAAUUUGAAGAGACAGGGAGCAGUUGCUUUAGUGAGCCCGCAUUACAGGAGGUCAUCUUCUCUACACCUUCAUCCAACAAUGAUGCCAAAUCUGUUGAUAAUGUCGGCUCAGGUACUGCAAGUAACACAUGCAAUGAAGUUUCUAACCACCAUACUGAAGCCAGAGGAUCAGUUGGCAAUUCCGGCACUUUCGAGAUAGAUGAUUCGCCUGGUGAAUACUUGGAUAAGAAAAGGAAGAGGGAAGUGCUUAUAGAUGAUGUGAUUGGCAGUGCUUCAUCUCGGGCUACAUCGUGUCUCAACAGUCCAAUGCUCGGCAGAGCGAAGGGUAAGAGAAGCGACAGAGAUAGGGAUCUAAAUAAGGAUAUUAUAAGAAGUAAUUUCGCUUCUGGAACUGGCCGUUCAACAUUGGAUGGAUUCAAAGGUGAACGAAAAACAAAAUCAAAGACGAAGCAAAAGAGCAAUAAUUUGUCAACGUUAGAAAACGGAACUCGUCGAUCUAGUCAAUUGGCGGUUAAUCCUAGCAACAAAGUAGAGAAAGAUGUGGGGCCAGAGUCGACCAUCCUCCGAGAUGCUUCCAAAGAAACAGAUGAGUUUGCCAACUUACAGCUACAUGAGUUAGAUACAAUUGGACUAGAAGUAACAAACGAUCUCAGUGAGCAACAAGAUCUCGGUUCUUGGUUAAAUUUCGAUGAUGAUGAGUUGCAAGAUCAUGAUUCUGUAGGACUUGGGAUACCAAUGGAUGACCUGGGAGAUCUGCAGAUGAUGAUGUAGAGAAAAUUGGUGAUGCAUCAGAACUAACCUAAUUUAGCUAAAGCAAAGUAGAUCAAAAGGUUGAAAUUGUAGUUUAUUUUGUGUAGAUAAUGUGGGUGACUGAACGCAAUUGAUUAUUUGUAUUAAAUGUGCUUUCAAUCUUUCUAGUCAUUUUUCAAGAAUUUUUUACAUAA
Messenger RNA from Mercurialis annua (annual mercury), 3971 nucleotides. RefSeq lists its product as uncharacterized. NCBI's taxonomy places the organism in Eukaryota, Viridiplantae, Streptophyta, Magnoliopsida, Malpighiales, Euphorbiaceae. The record is from RefSeq and is a predicted model, not a curated record. Bases 160 to 3798 code for a protein of 1212 amino acids. The transcript is spliced from 17 exons.